This is a messenger RNA of Stegodyphus dumicola, 1065 nucleotides long. RefSeq lists its product as uncharacterized. The record is from RefSeq and is a predicted model, not a curated record. NCBI's taxonomy places the organism in Eukaryota, Metazoa, Arthropoda, Arachnida, Araneae, Eresidae.
GUGUGUAAUGCCAAUUCUUGGUAUUUUCCUGAAAGAAAAUUCUUUCGGUUUCCUAAAAAUCCAGAGAGAUCAGCACAAUGGCUUGAAGCAUGUAGAAUUUACUUGAUUGGACGUGACAAGGAAAUAUUAAAGAAGCCACCUUCUCUUUUAUAUCGAAGUCGUCUUUGUUCCGCACAUUUUGAAGACAAUGCAUAUUCCACAACUAAGAAGCAUUUUUUGCAUUCGAGUGCUAAACCAACAAAAUUUGGUGAAACAGCUGAUGAGCUGUCCAGAAACGACAGAGUUGUAAAUGUUCAUCAGCUGUCUAUGAAGUUGUGCUCGAAAUUGCAGCAGCAUGCAAUCAGUAUCGAUGAUAAUUCAAGUCCUUUGGCAGAAACAGAUUCUGGCACUUCACAAACAGAUUCUGGCUCUCUAGAACUUGGUUCACACCAGCACUCCAUAGAACUAAAUAAUAUCACCGAGACACCAAAAAGAUUAAAAUGCAACAAAAAUUUAACACCAAAAUCUUUAAAAAUAAGGCAGUUAAGUCAUAAGCUGGCAUAUUUAAAACGAAAACAUUCAGCAAAAAGGAAAGCAAACAAAGCUGGAGUCGAAAAGGCACUCCAGCUGAUUAGCUCAUUAGUUAGUUCUGUAGUUUUCACUUUUAUAAAAUCACAAAUAAAAGCAUCAAAUGUGUCAAAAUACGGACGAAGAUGGUCACUGAUGGAUAAAAAUUUGUGCCUUCAGAUCUAUCUUAGUAGUCCAAAAUCAUAUAAUACACUGAAGGCUUUUUUGCAUUUGCCCAGCAAGCCUACAUUAUUGAAAGCUGUAUCUGGUAUAAAAAUGGAACCUGGAUUUUCAGUUGCUGUGCUCAAUGCCAUAAAAUUAGUUGCUAGCAAACUGAAAAUCCAUGACAGGUAUUGCAUCUUAUCCUUCGAUGAAAUCACUUUAAAGCAAAGCUUAUCUUAUGAUAAGAAAAGUGAUUACAUUGUUGGAUUUGAAAAUUAUGGUUCCUACACUGAACUAAAAAUGUUUUCCCGAAUAUGCAACUCAUGGUCUUGUUUUUAUGGUCCGUGGGCUGUGUAA